AACAGUGCUGUUUACGUGGCAGCAACUAAAAGAGGCAAAAAAAAAUCGAAUUGGGGAACUGACGUGGAAGUUCGGUCCUGUCUGAAAUUAUUUUUGUUUUUCUACCAGCGACUCGUGCGCCGCGGCCGUCAAGAGUUGAGGCACCAGUCCCAAGACCCUAUCCGAGCAGUUAGUGGUCAGAAAUCCGCCGCUGUAGCUCCACAAAUUGCCAAAUAUCCGUGGCGAACUUUGAGCCACCAGUGUGUGUUUCGAUUUAAUUUCCCCCGCUCUCUCUUGACUCUUGGUGGUGUGUGAAAGUUGUUUGGAUUCGAUUUGGAUUUCCUGGGAUUAGAAAAGGGCUGAUAAUGAAUCCGAAUAUGUACGGGCCACCGCCCACGCAAUUCCAGCAACCACAGGCGCAGCAGCAGCCGCAGUUUGGAGCGCCUCCUCCGAUUUCCGGUGGAUGGCCACCUCAACAGCAACCACUACAACAGCAGCAACAGCCGUUGCCGCCGCAGCAGCACCUGCAACAACAACCAGCACAGUAUGGAGCACCGCCGACGUCGUCAGCUCCACAGACUUACCUGAAUGGCAACUACCAACAGCAGCUGGCCACGUCGAUGGGUGGCUUGAGUGUGAGCGGAGGAGGAGUUGGUGGAGGAAAUCCUCUGAAGCCACCACCCACCGCCCAAGGAUUGCCUCCAGUUUCAGCUGCUGGACCGCCUUCAACCGGUUUCAAUCAGUUCAACUCCAAUGCAGCACCUCCACCUCCGAUCAAUAAUAACAAUGCUGCUUUCGCUCCGCCACCGGCUACCAGCUAUGCCAAUGGAGCACCACCGCCCAGUAGUACCGCGCAGAGCGUGCCAAGCGGUGUGAAUCAGAUGACCCUAAAUAGUGCCGGCUUAGCGGGCUUGCCGCAUAUGCCGCCUCCAAAGGCGGCCACGCCGGUGGGACCUCCCGGUCAGCAGCCCCUUGGAGCUCCAGGGCAACCACCACUACCAGGAGCAGGUGCUCCAGUAGCUGGUCAGCCACCUCUACCUGGUCAGGCACCUCUUCCUGGGCAGCCUCCACUACCAGGACAGAUUCCCACAUCCCAGCCUGCACCAGGACCUUUUGGAGUGCCAACUUCGCGACCUGGACAGCCUCUGUUGCCGCCUGGAGCUGCUCCUCCGACUUUUACACAACCGGGACUCCCUCAACCACAGGCGGGGCCACCACAGCAACAACCUGGCCUACCACCCAAACUCCAGCCGGGACUUCCGCCGACGGGACUGCCGCCUCAACCUCAACCGGGAUUUCCUCCUCAACAACAGCCGGGACUGCCGCCCCAGCUGCAACCUGGACUACCACCCCAAGCGCAGCCUGGAUUACCACCCCAACCAGGAGCUCCUUAUGGGGCUCCCCAGCCAGGAGGUUAUCCUGGCGCUGGUUAUCCGGGUCAGCAGGCAGCAGGAGGAUUUCCAGGAGCACCACCACCGCUUCCUGGACAGCAACCAGCUGCUCCGCCCCAAUUCGGAGCCCCACAACCAGGAUAUCCCGGUCAGCAGCCCGGUUAUCCACCCCAGCCAGGUCAGCCGCCCAUGCCUGGAUAUCCGCCACAGCCAGGACAGCAGCCCGGAGCUCCAGGAUAUCCACCUCAACCAGGUGUCGGCUACCCAGGACAACCAGGUCGUCCAGGAUUUAAUCAACCUCCUAUGCCAGGAGCAGGAAACAUGUACCAACAGGCUCCGCAGCCUCGGCGUCUGGAUCCCGACCAAAUGCCCAAUCCCAUCCAAGUGAUGAUUGAGAACCAGCGCUUGGCCGGAGGACCGUUCGUGACCAAUCAACCCGGACUAUUGCCUCCAUUGGUGACCACAAAGUUCGUGGUCCACGAUCAGGGAAAUUCCUCCCCUCGCUUUAUGCGCUCAUCGCUGUACUGCAUCCCCAAUACCGGAGAUCUGCUCAAGACCACGGCUCUGCCGCUGACGUUGAACAUUUCGCCACUGGCCAAGAUCGCCGAGGGUGAACUAGAGCCACCGAUUGUCAACUUUGGCGACAUGGGACCCAUUCGCUGCAACCGAUGCAAAGCGUACAUGUCACCCAACAUGCAGUUCGUGGAUGCAGGUCGUCGAUUCCAGUGUCUUAUGUGCAAGGUGACAUCCGAGGUUCAUCCGGAUUAUUACCAGCACCUGGAUCACACAGGACAGCGUGUGGACAAGCAUGAGAGGCCAGAGCUGCUGCUGGGUACUUACGAAUUCCUGGCCACCAAGGAUUACUGUCGGAACAACACUCCUCCGGAGGUUCCUGCUUUCAUUUUCAUCAUUGAUGUCUCGUACAACACAGUAAAGUCCGGGUUGGUUCAUCUCCUGUGCGCCCAGAUCAAGAACAUACUUAAGCAUUUGCCAGUGGAUCAGGGCCAGGACAAGUCAAAGGUGCGCGUGGGAUUCAUCACCUACAACAGCACCGUGCAUUUCUACAACAUCAAGAGCAGCUUGGCCCAGCCCCAAAUGAUGGUGGUGGGCGAUGUUCAGGAAAUGUUCAUGCCCCUGCUCGACGGUUUCCUUUGCCAUCCAGAGGAGUCUGCAGCGGUUAUUGAUGCUCUGAUGGAGGAGAUUCCACGCAUGUUUGCGGACACCAAGGAAACUGAGACGAUUCUCUACCCGGCCAUUCAGGCUGGCUUGGAAGCCCUCAAAGCCUCCAAUGCCUCUGGAAAGUUGUUGGUCUUCAAUUCAACGCUUCCCAUAGCGGAAGCUCCUGGCAAGCUGAAGAACCGCGACGAUCGGAAACUUUUGGGCACCGACAAGGAGAAGACCGUUCUCACCCCGCAGACAACCGCCUACAAUCAACUGGGUCAGGAGUGUGUCCAGCAGGGUUGCUCUGUGGAUCUGUUUGUGUUCAAUAACGCGUACAUAGACAUUGCCACGAUCGGUCAGGUCGCUCGGUUGACGGGCGGAGAGGUGUACAAGUACACGUACUUCCAGGCGGACGUGGAUGGCAAGCGUCUGAUUGAGGACAUCAUUAAGAACGUAUCCCGGCCCAUCGCCUUUGAUGCCGUUAUGCGAGUACGCACCUCGGCGGGUAUUCGCCCUACGGAUUUCUAUGGCCAUUUCUUCAUGUCCAACACCACAGACGUGGAGCUGGCCAGUAUUGACUCCACCAAAUCGGUGAGCAUUGAGAUCAAACACGACGACAAGCUGCCGCCGGAGGAGAAUGUCUACCUACAGGUGGCCUUGCUCUACACCUCGUGCAGUGGACAGCGGCGCCUGCGUAUACUCAACCUGGCACUGCGGGUGACCACAACGAUUGCGGAUGUCUUCAAGAGCUGCGACCUGGAUGCAAUGAUGCUUUUCUUCGCAAAACAGGCCUGCUUCAAGCUUAUGGAGCACACGCCCAAACAGGUUAAGGACAACCUGAUCCAUCGGUCGGCUCAGAUCCUGGCCUGUUACCGAAAACAUUGCACAUCUCCCACCUCCGCCGGCCAACUUAUCCUGCCCGAGUGCCUCAAGCUCUUACCCUUGUACUCCUCGUGCCUGCUGAAGAACGAUGCGAUUUCCGGUGGCUCCGACAUGACGCUGGACGAUCGCUCUUAUGUUAUCCAGUUUGUGUUGUCAAUGGACCUCAACCAGUCUGUGAACUAUCUGUAUCCCCGAUUCAUUCCCAUACACAACGCUGUGCCAGAGGAAACAGAUUUGCCAACACCCGUCCGAUGCACGCACGAAAAGACCCAGGAGGAUGGCGCCUACAUCCUGGAGAACGGAGUCCAUCUGUUCGUCUGGCUGGGCCAGGCUCUCUCCCCGAACUUUGUACAGUCUGUUUUCGGUGUCCAGGGACUGCAGCAACUUGCUCUCGAGCGUUUCAACAUCGUGGCAGACACGCCACUGGCCAAGCGCAUCAGCGAUAUUCUAGAGCAGAUCAUGCAGGAGCGCACACGAUACAUGAGGAUCACUUGGCUGCGUCAAAACGACAAACUGGAGAGCGUGUUCCGUCACUUUUUGGUCGAGGACCGUGGCACAGACGGCUCGGCCAGCUAUGUCGAUUUCCUGUGUCACAUGCACAAGGAGAUCAAGGACUUACUGAGUUAGCACGCCGGCCAUUCAGGGAUGUACAAGCAGGCCGAGGCGAGUUGGGCGGACAGCUAUUCCCAGAACCGGGCACGGUUGCGUCGCCUGUCCUCCAUGCGCAGUCGCCUGGGAAAAUAGGGUGGAAGAUCGGAGAGAGCUAAGAAAUCCGUUGUAGGAACUGGAGCCUCAGCUGGCGGAACUUCAAUUAUAUUUACAUAAAAAAUACAUAUACAUAUAUAUUAAUUAACGUCUAUCAUUUUGAGCGUAUCAAUUCUUCCAUUAAUUUUAUUAAAGUUUCCAUUGAUUUGCAUUGAUUUACUUUAAAGUUUAUAUACUAUAUAAUAUAUAUUUGUAUGUAUUUCCCCCAUCGCUACGCUAAAGAAAGGAAAAAAAAACGGAACAUUUGUUAAACAAGGCAACUAAAAAAUUGCAAAUUCUUAGCAAAAAUUAUUCUCUUAUCAAAUUCCACUGAAUAUGAUAAAUUGUAAUUAAAAAUUACUCGCAAAUUUCCCACAGUUGAAAACUACUAGAUGAUUAUAAUGGAUAGAAUAAGAGCACUCCUUUGUUUCCUUCGUUUUGUUUAUUUUUUUGGCCUAAAAACUGAUGAUGUUAAUUUUAAUGUAUUUUUGCAAUAACUUGUGCGCUGCGCCCUGCUUUUUAUCAUACUGUAUGUCAUUUAAAAGAUUAUUAUUAUAUAUUAUAAAACCUAAAUGUUUCGUGUGAGAAUUAUUCGACUUAUAUGGUUAUAUUGCCCCCUCUACGGAAAUCAGACACUGUUCAAAGCGGAAAAAAAUAUAGUGAGAUCGAAAAUUGGAAUAAAAACUUAAAAAUACUACAAA
This is a messenger RNA of Drosophila bipectinata, 4858 nucleotides long. It is a transcript of the gene Sec24CD, whose product is annotated as Secretory 24CD. Gene Ontology annotation, biological process: COPII-coated vesicle cargo loading; endoplasmic reticulum to Golgi vesicle-mediated transport; intracellular protein transport. The record is from RefSeq and is a predicted model, not a curated record. Gene Ontology annotation, cellular component: COPII vesicle coat; endoplasmic reticulum exit site. NCBI's taxonomy places the organism in Eukaryota, Metazoa, Arthropoda, Insecta, Diptera, Drosophilidae. Gene Ontology annotation, molecular function: zinc ion binding; SNARE binding.